AUGAACAAUGAAAUUCUUCCUGGCCCGUCAAGUAGACCAAUUGAUGGAAGUAAUUGUAAUCAGAAGGUGAAUGAAGAAUGUAACGAGAAAGACUCAGUCGGUUGCUCCGAAUAUCUGAACAACAUAUACGUUAUUCAGAGAAUGCAGGCUAUGGCAAAUAGAGCUGAAGAAGUAGCACGUCAAUUAUGGAUGAGUGGAUGGGAAGUUGUUAACUUUCAACGACUACCUGCCUGGCUAAAAGACAAUGAUAUGUUGUUACAUGGUCACCGACCUCAACUAAAUACUAUAUGGGCUUGUGUUAAGUCAGUUUUUCGUAUUCACACUGAGACUGGUAAUAUAUGGACGCAUUUUCUGGGUUGUUUCGGUUUUACCGUUAUAUCUCUGUUUAUGCUGUUUCAACCCAGCAGUUUGCUACAAUGGCAAGAUAAACUUGUCUUCUCGGCCUUCUUUUUUGGAGCUGUAUGUUGUCUAGGAUUUUCUUGUAUAUUUCAUACAAUCUCUUGUCAUUCGGAAUAUGUUUCACGGAUAAUGAACAAGCUUGAUUAUGCUGGGAUAGCAUUUCUUACAAUAGGCUCAUUUGUGCCUUAUUUGUAUUAUACAUUCUAUUGUGUAUUUUGGGCGAAAGCAUUCUACCUAGCAUUGAUUGGAGUUUUGGGAACUGUUGCAAUUAUCGUCUCAAUGUCUUCCAAGUUUGCUACUCCUCCUUAUCGACCUUUAAGAGCUGGAGUUUUUAUUGCUCUUGGUCUUUCAGGUGUUAUUCCGUGCAUACAUGCUAUCAUUUGGAAUGGAUUUUGGCCAUCUGUCAAUCAUGGUUCACUUGGUUGGCUUGUUCUUAUGGCUGUAUUAUAUAUUUCUGGUGCUUCUAUUUAUGCAGCAAGAGUACCAGAAAGAUGUUUUCGAGGACGUUUUGAUUUAUGGUUUCAAAGUCAUCAAAUUUUUCAUGUGUUCGUGAUUGCUGCAGCAUUUGUUCAUUAUCAUGGAGUAGCUCGACUUGCCAGUUACAGAUUAUCAGAUGGAGAUUGUCGUCCACCGGAUGAUUUUCUUAAAAAUUAUGAUCUCUACAUACCAUUGGAUAUAUUAAUAAAAAUUGUUAAAACAUCUGAUCAAAAAUAAUCCACCUAUUCCACUCCACCCUAACCCUCAUAAAAAGAAGUUUAUUCCUCAAAACUGUGCAUUUUUUCAAUCUUUACGUAAAACCAGAGGGAGAGAGAGAGAGUGAGUACAACGUCACCAGUUCAUAAACUGUCAU
This is a messenger RNA of Trichobilharzia szidati, 1249 nucleotides long. NCBI's taxonomy places the organism in Eukaryota, Metazoa, Platyhelminthes, Trematoda, Strigeidida, Schistosomatidae. The record is from the annotation of a GenBank genome assembly.